CUGAAUGUUAUGUUUUAUUUAUAUGUGUUUUCUUUAAAUUAAUUUUAUACAAUAACCAAUUAAAAUUUUUGUGAAUAUGUUGUUGGAUUCUGAUAGUAUGUCUGACAAAGAACUUAAUGCAGUAAUCUCAAAUCAUCGAAAGAAAUUGGAUAACAUGGAAGCAUUAGGCAAAUUUAUGACUCGUAAAAUUAAACAAAACUUUGAUACAAUUAGUCAAAAAGAUUCAUCACCUUCGAACUCCAGUAGACGUGAACACUGGAAUGAUAACUCAUUCACGGAUGAAAGUUUGAAUUUGAGUAAUAGAAACUUAGAUUGGAAAGGCAGCCCUCUAUACAGCAUGCCCAACUCUAGUCAAGCCUCUUGUAGCAUUCUUUAUUCUAAGAUUUAUCCAGAUAACGUUAAUGUUCAGAAAAAAAAUUUAAUAUUUAAUCUAGAAGUAGAGAAAAAUAAAAAAUACAAUGGUGAAGAAAAAAAGUGUUUGUUAUAUAGAAUACGGAAUCGACUUGCUUACUUUCAAGCUUCUCAGGGAAUUUCGGAUGAUCAAUAUACCUUUGCUACUCUUAUAAAAAAUAUGGGACAAAUAACAGCCAAAUCAUUAUUGGCACUUUUUUAUUUUAUCAUCAACGUGAUUCCUAUGACAUUGUUUUUUUUACAGAUUCUUCUAUAUAUCCUGAGAUUUAUCUUAGAUAAAGUAAUAGACAUUAAACAGAUGAAAGAUCGUCAGCAAAUAGCUGUACAAACAAUGUUUUUGGGCUUACAACUUUCAUUCAUUUAUCUUUGUCUUUCCUUUAUUUUUGGAAUAAUUUGGCUGCCAACUUUUCAAAUUGUUAUGAAAAUUAUAUCAAGCUGCUUAAUUAAUCCUACAUAUAAUUGAAAAUCACAAUAAAAACAAACUAAACUAAAA
This is a messenger RNA of Chelonus insularis, 904 nucleotides long. RefSeq lists its product as uncharacterized. NCBI's taxonomy places the organism in Eukaryota, Metazoa, Arthropoda, Insecta, Hymenoptera, Braconidae. The coding region runs from base 77 to 874 and encodes 265 amino acids. The record is from RefSeq and is a predicted model, not a curated record. The transcript is spliced from 3 exons.